Molecule: messenger RNA, 2092 nt
Organism: Ricinus communis (castor bean)
Lineage: Eukaryota; Viridiplantae; Streptophyta; Magnoliopsida; Malpighiales; Euphorbiaceae
Product: zinc finger protein CONSTANS-LIKE 13
Exons: 4
Coding region: 234-1421 (395 amino acids)
Molecular function (GO): zinc ion binding; protein binding
Source: RefSeq, a predicted model, not a curated record
CUUGCACAACAAGAAAUGAUAAGAUGUUUUUCUCAUCUACUCUUUUCUCUCUGUACAGUCUCUAUCCAUUCAUUAGAAUAGCAAUAGCCCCAUUUUAAGGCUAUUGUGCCUUUCUUUUAUUAAUCUCUCUCCUCUCUCCUCUCUCUCUCUCUCUCUCUUUCUCUCUUUCUGUUUUAAUUUAAACCGAACAGGCCGACGUAACAUAGCUUUCCACAGAUUAGUUUUGAAGGUUGAUGAGUGAUUUUGGUAGAACCCCAGAUGAGCAGCAAACCAUGAUGACUCAACAGCACCACCAACAGGAACGACUCUGUGAUUACUGUAAUGACACUACAGCUCUUCUUUAUUGCAGAGCUGACUCUGCUAAGCUUUGCAUCUCAUGUGACCGUGAAGUUCACUCUACAAAUCAGCUUUUCUCUAAGCACACUCGCUCUUUGUUAUGUGAUUCUUGUGAUGCGUCCCCUGCUUCUAUCUUUUGCGAGACAGAGCACUCUGUUUUUUGCCAAAAUUGUGACUGGGAAAAGCACAAUCUUUCUUUGUCUUCUGUGCAUAACCGUAGGCCGAUUGAAGGGUUUAGUGGUUUUCCUUCAGUGAGCGAGCUGGUCAGUAUUUUGGGAUUUGAAGAUCUUGGUGAUAAGAAGGAUAAGAAAGCUUUGCUUUUUAAUGAAGGCGAUAAUGGGUUGGCCAGUUCUGGGCCUGAUGGGUCGGGUUUUGAAGAUGGGUAUUCGGAUUUGUUGAUUUGGGAAACUCCUGCUGUUGUUAGCAUUGAUGAUUUGAUAGUCUCAAGUGAUUCAGGUCCAAAUUUCCCGGCUUUAGGCGUGCCUCCAUUGCCAAAGAAUCGUAAUGCUGUAUGCGGGCAACACAAAGAAGAAAUACUUCGUCAGCUCCGUGAACUAGCAGGGUUGGAGCCUGACCCAAAUUGCCACAAUCCAGAGACUGAACCUACCUAUGUCUUCCAGUCAGCUGCUGGAGAAAAUAUGCAAACGAGGAUGACGCAUAAGUGUUGUGAACCUGUUGCUCGGCCAAUCUCAUCACCUUCUUAUGAGGAAAAUAUAUUUAACUGGUUGAGUGAUAAUGGUGAGGCUGGGAAUCAAGUUUCUGUUCCUUGUACAUUACCAAGAAGCCACUUGGAAGAAAGUCCUGUUGUUCCUGACAAGCAGUCCAAUAUUGAUGGCAGUGCAAGUUAUGCCAAUGGCAGUCAUGAAGGGGAACCACAAUAUCCUGCCUCUACAGGAUUGAUAUCAGUUUUCCCAAAAGUUGUAUCUCAUGACAUAAACAGCCAGGAGAGGGACUCUGCAAUCUCACGGUACAAGGAGAAGAGGAAAACAAGAAGGUACGAUAAGCACAUUAGAUAUGAAUCAAGGAAGGCUCGAGCAGAAAGCAGAACGAGAAUUAGAGGGCGCUUUGCAAAGAUGGAUCGCUGAAAUAGUGGUAAGCAAUAUUUAUUAUACUGCUGCUUUAUGUGAUAUGGAUUGCUUUAUUUGCAUUGGAUGGCGCUCGUAGGCCACACAAAUACAUCAAUAUAUUGUUGGUUCAUUUGCAGACAUUGAAUUUUGGUAUGCUAUUUGCAUUAACUUGGUCAUAGCAGAAUGGAUUUGCAUUAGUAACAUAUAUUUUGCUGUUAGCAUAGUGCUGUGACCUUUUCAUGCCUGAUAUACGCAAUCUCUUUCGUCUGUUAAACACAGCAGAUUUCUCGAGUAUGGGGGUAAAUUAAGGUAGAAAACAGCAUGCUGGAUAUUUUGCUAGGAUGAAUGGCUGGCAUUCUGCCAUGCAGCUACGACCUUAGAUGAUGUGAUUGUUAGCUUACAAUUAUACAGUAUUUUGUGUACUAUUAUUUGUUUAAUAAUCCUAGUUGAAGUGAAACUAAAUCUUCAACUUCAAAUAUUUUCUUACAGUAAUAUUAAAUCAGAGAUGUCAAAAUCGGCAGAUUUCAUGUAUGAAAGAGCUAGGCUUUGUUUCUAUGUAUCAGAAAAUUGUCAGUGUGUAUGUGUCAGUAGCAUAGCUUGUAUAUAUGUUAAAGAAACAUCAAUACUUGUGUUCCUGUAACUAAAAUGUGAACAUUUUAUUUCUUGAAAUUUUUUUAUUAGUUCAGGUA